ACCUAGGUGGUCAAGAGGCAAAAGUUUAAUCUGCAAACGUCCGUCUUUCCAUAUUAGCGCGCACAGGCCCAUUAUUUUGGCAGCUGCAGCAACCUCGUGAUCGGUCCACUGAUUACCAGUACGGAGUACCUACCUACCUACCUAACCUACCCCCGCCCAGAUACACUUCGACUGCCUACCCAGGACUAUUCAAUUUGCGACUCUUCACAAAUCUUGCUUCUUAAACAUAGCUUUUGUCGCAUACCCAUUACCUUGCUCAGCCGACUGUCGCCCCGACGAGGCGACAAACAUACCGAGUUUUACACUUUCAAACUUCCAAUCCUGAGUAGCAGAGAGAGAAGCCAUGUUUGACGUCUUCGCCAAGCUGUUAUCCUCCAUCGCAUCCUUCCUGUUCCCUCUCUUCGCCUCUUAUAAGGCUCUCAAGACAUCUGAUCCGGCGCAGCUGACGCCAUGGCUGAUGUACUGGGUCGUUCUGGCCUGCGCGCUCCUCGUUGAGUCCUGGACCGAGUGGAUCCUAGUCUGGAUCCCCUUCUACGCCUACAUCCGCCUCCUCUUCCUCCUCUACCUCGUCCUCCCCCAGACCCAGGGCGCCCGCGUCAUCUACCAGACCCGCAUCCACCCCUGGCUGGCCGACAACGAGGGCGCCAUCGAGGACUUCAUCGCCUCGGCCCACGACCGCCUCCGCUCCGCCGGCGUCUCCUACCUCAAGCGCGCCAUCGACAUCGUCAAGACCUCCGUCCUCGGCCUGCCCCCCGCGGAGCCCCGAGCCGCCGCAGCAGCAGCUCCGGCCCAAGGCGGAACCCCGCAGUCCUACACCCAGGCCCUGCUCGCACGCUUCAGCCUGCCCAGCGCCAGGUGGACCGGCGGCGACGGCACCGGCGCCGGGGCCGCGGGCGCGGGCGACUUCUACGGCCUUCUGGCAUCGGCGGUGAGCGCCGCGGCGGGGGUUGCGACGUCGGGGGGGUCGGGGUCGGGCUCGGGCUCGGCCCGGGCUGCCGGCAGCGACGCGCCGGCGGAGCGCAUCAGCUUCAUCGCGGCGCAGCGGGAGAAGCUCGGCGUCCUGCUGUCGGCGCUGGACCGCGAGGAGACGCAGCUGCGGGCCGAGGAGUCGACGACAAGAGGUGGCGGCGGCGACUCGACGCCGCUGGGGGGCGCGCCGCUGACUAAGAGCCGGAGCGAGGCGGACUUUGAGAAGCUCGAGGCGGAGAGUGGCGAGGAGGGCGAUAUGGAUGAGGCGGGGGUGCGGAGGCGGGCGCCGGUCACGCCAGGGGGUGGGAGCUGGGUGCCGUGGGGUUGGGUCGGGUCCGGUGGUUCCGGUGGUUCGGGGGGUGCUGGUGCGGGUCCGGAGGGCGGGAAGAGCUCUGGUUUUGAGACCUAGGCUCUAAGCCUGGGCUGGUUGAGAGGGUUUACUGGUUUGUUUCGGCGUUGUAUUAAAUCGGAUUGGUUUCGGAACCUGAUAGAUUAGCGGCGUAAGGGCUGAUUCGGGAGCUAGGUGCCCAUGGGGCUGUAACAACCCCUUAGCGCACUGCCUGUAUUGUUACCCAUCUGAGAGGAUGUCAACCUCCCCUCGUUUAACUGCUAGCUAUAAUGGCUUGACUGCCCUUCAGCGACCUGUCUGUUCUCUUGA
Phialemonium atrogriseum is the source of this 1627-nucleotide messenger RNA. RefSeq names its product receptor expression-enhancing protein 2. Lineage: Eukaryota; Fungi; Ascomycota; Sordariomycetes; Cephalothecales; Cephalothecaceae. The record is from RefSeq and is a predicted model, not a curated record. Bases 344 to 1378 code for a protein of 344 amino acids. The transcript is spliced from 3 exons.